Messenger RNA from Blepharisma stoltei, 1428 nucleotides. Lineage: Eukaryota; Ciliophora; Heterotrichea; Heterotrichida; Blepharismidae. The record is from the annotation of a GenBank genome assembly.
AUGAAUAAAACGAAAUCACAAGCUGGAAUUAAAUUGCAAAAAUUAGUAGAUGAUAUUGCGCUAGAAAAAAAAUCAAGUAUAAUAGCGUACUCUCCUUCAGAAGACUCAAAAAAUUUCAUAAAUUGGCCUACUGUAAAUAGACCUGUAAGCAGAAUUCCUGGUAGAAGAAAUAUAAUGAGCCGUGCUUUUGACCAGCGUCCCACAACAAGUAAAAAUCAAUAUUUUACUAUUCAAAAAACAGUUUUCAAUACUAUAUCAAACUCAAGCGUCCCACCAUCUCCAAAAAUCCCUCUUAGUUUAUCUAGAGCAAGUAGUGAUAAGCAUUUUUAUAAAACCCCAAUGAACCGUGUUGAAGAAGAGCUCAUGAUGUUUAAAGAAGUAUUUGUAACUCCAAAAAAAGAACUUCUUGAAGAGUUAAAAUUAGAAUUACAAAAAAAAAGAGAGACAAUUUUAAAUAAUAAUCCAAGGCUUAGAGAGCUGCUUCCUGAAAAUAAAGUUAUUUACCAAAGCAUGCAGCAUGAAGAAAUUGAAGUAAAAGAAGACUAUUUCAAUAAGCAAUUGCAUUGCCAAGCUCCUGGAGGUCUCAAUGCAUCAACUUCAGCUCCUCUUUCUCCUGGUGGUGGUUGAGCACCAUCUAUCCCUGCAAUGGUAAACCCUUCAAUAAAAGAUCAUUCAAUAAAAUCUUCAUAUAGAUACGUAACCUAUGAUAUCAUCAAAGAGGCCCACUUUGCGUUCACCGAAGGCGUUUUGAAUGAAAAAGAAAACAAAAUUCAUGAAGCAGAAAUCAGUUUUAAACGUUUUUUUUAUUGUGCAAAAACAAUCCAGGAUCAAAUUGGUGAAUGCUUGGCUUUAAAUAGAUUAGGAGUUUUAUAUUAUAUACAAGGAAAGACAGAAAAAUCACGCCAGUUUCAUACAAAAAUGCUAGAGCAAAGCAGCACUGAUGGAGAGUUUGUGGCAUAUUAUAAUAUUGGUGUUUGCGAAAAAGAGCUGGGAGAUAAUAUGAAAGCUAUUUCAGCUUUUGAAAAAUCAUUGGAAUAUGCAAAAAUAUUAGAUGAUAAGCAUGCAGAAUGCAUUACAUUAGGGCAGCUAGGCUUAGCUUAUACUAGGAUUAAUGAUUUUGCAAAAGCUGCUGAAUAUCUUUAUGUAAUAUUUAUUUAGAAGUGCGCAAGUUAUGCAGAAAAAUUAAAGCACACGAGGCUACAGUAUGAAAUAGUUUUAUCAUUAGGACAGUUAUAUAAUAGUUACCAUAAUUUGAAAAAUAGUGCAUUGUUUUUCAAGCAAGCUUAUGAACUUGCAAAAAACUUGAGAAAUCCGGGCAAGAUAGAAGUUUGUGCUUGCAAUCUUGGAGUUGUGCUGGGUACAGAUAAUUAUGAGCAAAAACGGGAGAAUAUACUGAAUAAAAUACAAAUAAAAAAUAGAUUUUCAUAA